UGAUCUUAGGUAAUACAGUAUGUCAUUCCCCAACUCACACACAUAAAUGCAGCUUUGAAGAAGCACGUGAUGAGGCUUUUUUUUUUUCUGGGUGGACCAAAAGAUGCGGGUCUUAUAUUUUGUGGUGCCAAAAACACUGUCAGUUUGAUAAACUCUGCCACUGAUAACUCUCUCACUCACAGAUUUUUGUCAUCUCUUUUAGAAGAUGUUUCCACAAACUUCGCUGGCUCUGAACUUGUUGUUGUUUCUCGCUGUGCAGAUAUUGAGCACUGGAGACUGCUGGACGGGUUCAAAGAAGCAGCGUCAGAAGAGGGAAUGGGUCGUUCCUCCCAUACGGUUUAAAGAAAAUGUAGACUACAGUCAUCUGCCCUAUGUUGGCAAGAUCCGAUCAGACAAUGAUGAGACCAUGAAGCUACACUACACUCUAAGGGGACCAGGGGCCGACCAGCCACCUGUUGGUUACUUUGUAGUAGACACAUACAAAGGACUGGUUCACAUUACACGGCCCCUGGAUCGUGAGGAGAGACAAUACUACACUCUUAUUGGCACUGCAUGGUAUUCUAACAAAACCAUAGCUGAAGAUAAUAUUAAAAUCAACGUUGUUGUGGAGGACCAGAAUGAUAACCCACCAGUUUUCAUCAAGCCAGACCGAAGCAGCAUUUAUGAGGGGAGCCCAGUUGCUACCUUUGUAACACAAGUUGUGGCCAAAGAUGCAGAUGAGCCGAACACUCCUCACACUGAGAUAGCGUACAGCUUGAUCCAGCAAGAGCCAAAUGAUGGCACGCUUUUCUUUGCUGUUCACAAAAACAAUGGAACAAUCUAUGUGAACAGCUCAACACUUGACAGAGAGUAA
Messenger RNA from Carassius carassius (crucian carp), 853 nucleotides. Its product is annotated as desmoglein-2-like protein. Lineage: Eukaryota; Metazoa; Chordata; Actinopteri; Cypriniformes; Cyprinidae. The coding region runs from base 206 to 853 and encodes 215 amino acids. The record is from RefSeq and is a predicted model, not a curated record. The transcript has 5 exons. Gene Ontology annotation, cellular component: plasma membrane; desmosome. Gene Ontology annotation, biological process: homophilic cell-cell adhesion. Gene Ontology annotation, molecular function: calcium ion binding.